This is a messenger RNA of Chelmon rostratus (copperband butterflyfish), 1493 nucleotides long. Its product is annotated as GTP-binding protein Rheb-like. Gene Ontology annotation, biological process: small GTPase-mediated signal transduction. Lineage: Eukaryota; Metazoa; Chordata; Actinopteri; Chaetodontiformes; Chaetodontidae. Gene Ontology annotation, molecular function: GTPase activity; GDP binding; GTP binding. The record is from RefSeq and is a predicted model, not a curated record. The transcript is spliced from 8 exons. Bases 1 to 555 code for a protein of 184 amino acids. Gene Ontology annotation, cellular component: plasma membrane.
AUGCCGCAGCCAAAAUCCAGGAAAAUCGCCGUGUUGGGCUACAGAUCGGUGGGGAAGUCUUCUCUCACCAUCCAGUUUGUGGAGGGACAGUUUGUCGACUCUUAUGACCCCACUAUAGAGAACACGUUUACUAAGACGAUGACGGUGAACGGUCAGGAAUACAACCUGCAGCUGGUCGACACGGCUGGUCAGGAUGAAUACUCCAUCUUCCCUCAGAGUUACACCAUCGAUGUCGACGGUUACAUCCUCAUCUACUCGGUGACGUCCUAUAAAAGUUUCGAGGUGGUCAGAGUUAUCCACGAGAAGCUGCUGGACAUGGUGGGAAACGUCCAGGUACCAAUUAUUUUAGCUGGGAACAAGAAAGACUUGCACAUGGAGAGAGUCAUCAGUUUCGAGGAGGGAAAAGCUCUGGCGGAGUCGUGGAACGCUGCCUUCCUCGAGUCUUCGGCCAAAGAAAACCAGACAGCGGUUGAGGUGUUCAGGAGGAUGAUCCUGGAGGUGGAGAAGAUGGAGGCGGGUCAGCCUCAGGGUCGGACACCCUGCUCUAUGAUGUAGCUUCCAAAAACUCUGUCCCACCCCCCAACGACCCCAUCACCAACCUCUGCAGCAACUGACAGCAGGCAGGACAGACCAGCUCUGAAACCCACUUCCUCUUAGCCUCAACGCUAGUCCUGACAUGUUCUGUUUAGUUAAACCAAACUCUGUUCAAAAAUCUGCAGAUUUAAUGGUAACGUGCAUAUUGAAAGCCUUUCACACAUGACCUGGUUGACCCAAAGACACACAGUCAAAGCCUCAUGGGAGUUGUAUUAAUUAAGUGCCAACUGAAUACACAGCGUUUUACCGUUGAUAAAAUUGCACGAUGGAAAGAAAACCUCAAAAGCACGUUUCAGCUUCUCAGAGAGAAACAGUGCUGAUGUUUUCAUGCUGAACUGUGAACUGUAGAUUUUCAGCACAAGUUCACCGCUUUGAGAGCUCUAUUGGCCAGCGCAGUUUAAAUGUUUUAGAACUUCUUACUCCACUAGAGGGCAGCCGUGAGCAGUUCAUUUCAUUAAAAUAAAUACAUUAAAGUGAAUAACUGUUUACAAUAAAACCCUGCAGAUGUGUAAAAGGUCUUCUUUCACAAAGUGUCUGGUCUAAAUGAGCAGAUUUUCAAAUGGGGUUCAGUGUGAUCUUUGCAGUCCUUCAUGAGGCUCGUCAGUAGAAAGAGUGAGCAGAGCAUUAAGACAGCAACAGAAAACGGUGCAUGGUCAAACAAAUCUAUUUAUUAUGACAGAUGAAAGAUUCAGUGGAAAAAGGAAAUUAUUACUAUGAACUCUGCCAUAGUGAUUGUUUGGAUGAGUGUAAGGUGGGAUUGGCUGUUGUGAUUGUGUCAUCGGUUAAAAAUUAUUUUAAAAGGAUUUAAUCACUACAUUUGGCAGUUUAUUACUUUUUAAAUUAAACUUACCACAUAUUUAUUGUAUGAAAUAUUUAGGUUACAAUAGUUGCAAGAGACC